Fukomys damarensis (Damara mole-rat) is the source of this 1518-nucleotide messenger RNA. It is a transcript of the gene Prss56, whose product is annotated as serine protease 56. Gene Ontology annotation, biological process: proteolysis. Lineage: Eukaryota; Metazoa; Chordata; Mammalia; Rodentia; Bathyergidae. Gene Ontology annotation, molecular function: serine-type endopeptidase activity. The record is from RefSeq and is a predicted model, not a curated record. The coding region runs from base 1 to 1434 and encodes 477 amino acids. The transcript is spliced from 10 exons.
AUGCUGCUGGCUGCAUUGCUGCUCCUUCUGUCCCACCCAGACCCCUGGUCUGCCCACGGGCACCCACUGUACAUGUACCUGCCCCCCAGCACCCUGCAAGUUCUGUCGGCCCAGGGCACAAAGGCCUUGCAGGCUGCUCAGAGGAGUGCCCAGUGGGCUGUGAAGCAAGAGACCACUGAGCUCCAGCUCAGGCUGCACCAGUGCCGAGGACCUGGACACCCCAGACCUCAAGCACCCCUCCUCCAGAACCCACCUGAGCCAGGGCCCUGUGGCGAAAGGCGGCCCAGCGCUGCCAAUGUGAGCAGGGCUCACGGCCGCAUCGUGGGGGGCAAUGCAGCUCCCCCCGGGCCUGCUCCCGGGCGGAGACACGGGUUUGCUAUGGGGUGUGUGUGCGCGGCUCCGGGACCUGGGCUCCAGGCGCGUGACUGCGCCCCUGUCCUCCUCCCAUCCCGGGCUACUCGAACCCGCAGUGCCUCGAAUGAGCUCCUGUGGACAGUGCUGCUGGCCGAGGGGCCCCAGGGGCAGCCGGCAGAGGAGCUGAUGGUGAACCGCAUCCUGCCCCACCCCAAGGUGAGGCCAGGGCCAGACGGGCCUGAGGCCUGGGCGGUGAGGGAGGCCCACGUGCCGCUGCUCAGCCCUGACACCUGCCAAAGGGCGCUGGGGCCCCAGCUGCGCCCCAGCUCUAUGCUCUGCGCCGGUUUCCUGGCCGGAGGCAUCGACUCGAGCCAGGGUGACUCUGGAGGCCCCCUAACCUGCUCUGAGCCUGGUCCCCGUCCCAGGGAGGUCCUCUUUGGAGUCACCUCCUGGGGGGAUGGCUGCGGGCGGCCAGGGAAGCCCGGGGUCUACACCCGCUUGGCUGUGUUCAAAGAUUGGCUCCAGGAGCAGAUGCGCGGUGAGCGGCCUCUUCCGUGUGUCCUUGCGGCUCCGUGUCCGCACCCCGUAGCCCCGCCGCGCCCCCCCCCACGGCUCCCCGCACCCUGCGUCUUCCCGGGACCCCAGGCUGCUGGAGUGCAGUUCCAGAAGCCAAAGCUGGAGCCCCGCGGGGAUACGAGCGGCUUCCCUGGCCUGGAGCCCCUGCGACGGAAGUUGGCGGCCCUUCAGGGUUCCCAUGCCUGGAUCCUAUGGGUCCCUUCGGAGCAGCUGGCCAUGCACUUCCAGGAGGUGCUGGCUGACCUGAGCUCCAAGACGAUGUUGGGACUCUUCAGAGCGUGGGUGCGGGCAGGCCUGGGAGGCCGCCGGGUGGUCUUCAGCGGCCUGGUGGGCCUGGAGCCGGCCACGCUGGCCCGCAGCCUUCCUCCCCUGCUGGUGCAGGCCCUGCGAGCCUUCUGCUCAGCUGCCCUGGCAGAGGCAGAGCCCUCAGGGCCUGGGGUGGGGAGGAAGAGUGACAUCGUGGCCCAGCAGCCACAAGGGGGACCCACUGCUCCCGGAGGCUGAGAGGGCUGGGACCGUCCCGUGUGGGUGGGUGGCGGUCUUGUGUCUUCCCAGGGGCAUGAUCAAAGACUCGCGGCUGCUUUAAUA